AUGGCUGGCCGUUUUGUCCGGGCGUCCAAAUAUCGACACGUCUUCGGGAAGUCGACGAGAAAGGAAUUCUGCUAUGACAACCUGCACAUCAGCCGCAAUGCAUGGGAUACCAACCUGGUCAAGGUGAAUCCCGAGUACUUGUCUGUCAAUUGGGAUGCCUCAGGCGGCGGUGCCUUUGCCGUCAUCCCCCUGAGCGAGAAGGGCAAGCUUCCCGAUCAGAUUCCGCUGUUUCGCGGCCACACGGCUGCCGUGCUUGAUACCGACUGGAACCCCUUCCACGACCGCAUUGUCGCUUCCGCGUCCGAGGAUGGCAAGGUCUUUGUCUGGGAGGUGCCCCAAAACUUUACGCUACACACAGACGCCGAGGAAAUUGUCCACGUUUCGCCUGCGAGCAAGCUCGGGGGCCACUCAAGGAAAGUUGGACAGGUCCUCUUCAACCCUGCGGCCGAAAACAUCCUCGCCUCGGCCUCGGGCGACUUCACCGUCAAGCUCUGGGACAUUGGCACUGGCCAGUCGCCCCUGACGCUCAAGCAUGGUGACAUCGUCCAGAGCCUGUCGUGGAGUGCCGCCGGCAACAUGCUCGUGACGACGUCGCGCGACAAGAAGAUUCGCGUCUGGGACGUCCGCCAAGAGAAGCCUGUCCACGACGCUCUUGGCCACAGCGGAGCCAAGAACAGCAGGGCUGUAUGGCUGGGUGAGCACAACCGCUUCGCCACCACGGGCUUCUCUCGCAUGAGCGAGCGGCAGGUCGCUCUGUGGGAGCCUGGACGCACCGAACCCAUUGGCGGCUUCACCAUGCUCGACUCCAUCUCCGGUGUCUGCAUGCCUUUCUGGGACGAUGGUUCCAACUGCCUGUACCUCGCCGGCAAGGGUGACGGCAACAUACGCUACUUUGAGUAUGAAAACGACAAGUUCGAGUUCCUCAGCGAAUACAAGUCGGCCGAUCCCCAGCGAGGCAUCGCCUUCGUCCCUCGUCGUGGAAUUAAUGUGCACGAAAACGAAAUCAUGCGCGCGUACAAGACGGUCAACGACUCCUACAUAGAGCCCAUCUCCUUCACCGUACCGAGACGUGCAGAGACGUUCCAGGCAGACAUCUUCCCCCCGGCCAUCGGCACCAAGCCGGCCGCGAGCGCAAAGGAGUGGUUUGAUGGCAAGACGGCCAUUCCCGCCAAAAUUGACUUUGAGAGUAUAUACGAUGGCAACGCCCCCCGGGAGGUCCCCUCUGACUACAAGCCCGUCUCCCCGACGAAACCAGUCCCCCCGCCGGUGGCGAAGAGUGAACCGAGGAAGGAGGAGGUCGUUCCGGCCGCUGUUAGAAGCCCACCGCCGACGAUGAACGAGCGGAAAGCAUCGAUGUCGACCAUGGCGACCAGAUUCCAAGACAAUGAGGAGGAUGACGAGGCGGACGACAACGAUGAGACGUCAAGCUUCGAAGAAGUCACCCGGCCAGCGCAGCGAACCGCGGCGCCCAUUCGAUCCGAGCCCAAGCCUACCGUUGCCGGUCCCGCCAGGGCUCAGCCUGGACCUGCCGCCGCACCGGCGCGUGCCCCGUCCCCCGUCAAGACACCGACGACUACCACAUACGCACCCACAGCAGCCACUGCCUCAAACCAGUCGUCCUCGGCCGGUGUCGAGUCUUCCCUCGAUCAGAUCAAGCGGCUCAUCGAGAACCAGACCAAGAUCAUCAGCGCGCAAAACGACAAGAUUGGCCUCCUGACGGGCGAGGUGGAGUCGCUCAAAAAGAAGAUAAGCUCGGCCGGUUCGCAGGAUCAGAUUGAACGGAUCCGUCAACUAGAGCUGGAACUCGAAGAAGCGCGGUCGUGA
Molecule: messenger RNA, 1824 nt
Organism: Drechmeria coniospora
Lineage: Eukaryota; Fungi; Ascomycota; Sordariomycetes; Hypocreales; Ophiocordycipitaceae
Product: coronin-6
Exons: 8
Coding region: 1-1824 (607 amino acids)
Biological process (GO): actin filament organization
Molecular function (GO): actin filament binding
Source: RefSeq, a predicted model, not a curated record